AGGGAUAGAUAGGGUAAUUUGACAUGGAGGGAAACAGACAGUGCGCCCAUCCAAACAAACCCAAAGACACAAGUCCUCAAAUAUCCGGCAGGUGGCAAGUUCCCUCUCUUGCCACGCCACUGCCGGAAUCCACCAUUUUCUCACCUCAAUUUACUAAAACACCCCCAGACACAUUUACGGAAACACCCCUACAAUGCAAAAUCCCAUAUUAUUUAAAUCACUUUCACUUUUCUCAACGCCUCAAUCACAUUUGCACUCAUUGUUUUCUCCUUUUCUGUCGAUCAAAAGGUGCAGCAGCACGAGGAGAAUAGCUAGGGCGAUGCCUUGUACUUCGCUAGUAAAAUCCAGCGACGGCAACGGAGCUGUGCGGAGUUUCAAAUUGCAGGAGGCAACUUUCCUUGCUGCUCAAAUGCCGAAGAAAGAGAUUGCCGCUGAUCGAUUCAUCGAAGCGCAUCCUGAAUACGAUGGCCGCGGCGUCAUCAUUGCCAUUUUCGAUUCUGGAGUUGAUCCUGCUGCGGCUGGAUUACGAGUUACUUCUGAUGGAAAGCCGAAGGUCAUUGAUGUCCUAGAUUGUACUGGGAGCGGAGAUGUUGAUACUUCCACAGUUGUAAAGGCUGAUGAGGAUGGUCGUAUUCCUGGAGCUUCUGGAGCUUCUCUUGUCAUUAAUUCUUCAUGGAAGAAUCCAUCUGGUGAGUGGCAUGUUGGCUGCAAGUUGGUGUAUGAACUCUUUACUGAUACACUAACCUCUCGAGUAAAGAAAGAACGAAAAAGAAGGUGGGAUGAGAAAAAUCAAGAAGCAAUAGCAGAGGCUGUAAAGCAGCUUGAUCAAUUUGAUAAGAAGCACACCAAAGUCGAAGGCGUGCACUUGAAAAAGGUCCGUGAAGACCUGCAGAAUAGAGUUGAUCUCCUACGCAAGCAAGCUGAUAGCUAUGAUGACAAGGGACCUGUUAUUGAUGCUGUUGUAUGGCAUGAUGGGGAACUUUGGAGAGCUGCUUUGGACACACGGAGUCUUGAGGAUGAAUCAGGAUGUGGAAAGCUUGCUGAUUUUGUUCCUUUAACUAAUUACAGGCUUGAACAAAAGCAUGGAGUUUUUAGUAAACUGGAUGCCUGUACAUUUGUGCUAAAUGUUUACAAUGGAGGGAAUAUUUUAAGUAUUGUGACAGAUAGCUCAGCACAUGCCACCCAUGUUGCUGGUAUUGCUGCCGCCUUCCACCCGGAGGAGCCUUUGCUAAAUGGAGUUGCACCUGGAGCACAAAUUGUGUCCUGUAAAAUUGGGGAUUCACGGUUGGGUUCUAUGGAAACAGGGACUGGUUUGACUAGGGCCUUGAUUGCUGCUGUAGAGCAUAAAUGUGAUCUCAUCAAUAUGAGUUACGGAGAACCUACACUGCUGCCAGACUAUGGUCGCUUUGUUGACCUUGUCAAUGAGGUUGUUAACAAACACCGCCUAAUAUUUGUCAGUAGUGCCGGCAAUAAUGGGCCGGCUUUGACUACUGUGGGUGCACCCGGUGGCACCAGUUCAAGCAUAAUUGGAGUGGGAGCAUAUGUUUCUCCAGCUAUGGCUGCUGGUGCUCACUUAUUAGUUGAGCCACCUACUGAAGGCCUUGAAUACACCUGGUCUAGUCGGGGACCUACUGAUGAUGGUGAUCUUGGUGUCUGCAUAAGUGCCCCUGGUGGUGCUGUGGCCCCUGUGCCCACAUGGACCCUUCAAAGACGCAUGUUAAUGAACGGAACAUCAAUGGCAUCUCCAUCUGCUUGUGGAGGUGUGGCUUUAAUUGUCAGUGCUAUGAAGGCGGAAGGUAUUCCUGUUAGUCCAUACAGUGUACGAAAGGCUCUUGAAAAUACAUCUAUACCUGUGGGUGCUUCACCAGAAGAAAAGUUAACCGCUGGACAGGGACUCAUGCAAGUUGACAAGGCUUAUGAGUACAUGCAAAAGGUGCAAAAUCUUCCUUGUGUGUGGUAUCAAGUAAAUAUCAAGCAGGCAGGAAUAACAAGUAAACCAACUUCAUCUGCUACAUCUCGAGGAAUCUACCUUAGGGAGCCUUUAUAUUGUCACCAAUCUACAGAGUGGACAGUGGAAAUUGCACCGAAGUUCCAUGAAGACGCAAAUAAUUUAGAUCAAUUGGUUCCUUUUGAAGAGUGCAUUGAGUUGCAUUCUACUGGAGAGACAGUAGUGAGAGCUCCUGACUACCUCCUUCUCACCCAUAACGGUCGCAGUUUCAGCAUAGUUGUGGACCCCACCACGUUAAGUGAUGGCUUGCAUUUUUAUGAAGUAUAUGGCAUAGACAGCAAAGCACCAUGGCGAGGACCACUUUUCAGAAUUCCAGUGACCAUAACAAAGCCCUCUGUUGUGACGAGUAGACCCCCUGUAAUUUCCUUCCAAGGAAUUUCAUUUGUACCAGGCCAAAUUGAAAGGAGAUUUAUUGAGGUACCAUUUGGUGCUUCCUGGGUGGAGGCCACCAUGAGAACAUAUGGAUUUGAUACAGCUAGAAGAUUCUUCAUAGAUACUGUUCAGCUUUCCCCGUUGCAAAGGCCCAUUAAGUGGGAAAGCGUGGCCACAUUUUCAUCACCUUCUUCCAAAAGCUUUACGUUUCGUGUGGAGGGUGGUCAGACAAUGGAAUUAGCAGUAGCGCAAUUUUGGUCCAGUGGCAUAGGCAGUCAUGAGACCACAGUUGUUGAUUUUGAGAUUGCAUUCCGUGGUAUAAACAUCAGCAAAGAGGAAAUUGUUCUUGAUGGAAGUGAAGCACCUGUGAGGAUUAAUACUGAAGCUCUUCUGUCAACUGAAAAACUUGUCCCUUCUGCAGUACUCGACAAGAUAAGAGUUCCAUAUCGUCCAGUUGAUUGCAAGCUGCACGCGCUUUCAGCAGACCGGGACAAAUUGCCCUCAGGAAAACAGAUUCUGGCUCUUACAUUAACCUACAAAUUCAACCUGGAGGAUGAUGCUGAACUGAAGCCUCAGAUUCCCUUACUUAACAAUCGGAUCUAUGAUAACAAAUUUGAGUCUCAGUUUUAUAUGAUAUCGGAUGUGAAUAAGCGGGUGCAUUCUAUGGGUGAUGUUUAUCCAAAUUUCGCAAAACUUCCGAAGGGUGAAUACACUCUACAGCUAUAUCUGAGGCAUGACAAUGUACAGUACCUAGAGAAGAUGAAGCAAUUGGUCUUAUUCAUUGAAAGAAAAUUGGAGGAAAAGGACAUUGUUCGGUUGAACUUCUAUUCUCAACCUGAUGGCCCACUAACGGGUGAUGGUUCCUUCAACUCUUCAGAUCUGGUUCCAGGAAUGAAAGAAUCAUUUUAUGUGGGUCCUCCAGCGAAGGACAAGCUCCCAAAGAAUUCCCGUGAAGGAUCUGUAUUGUUUGGCCCAAUGUUAUAUGAAGAGGGAAAAGGUCGGCAGAAGAGUCCUGCUUCUUAUCAAAUAUCUUAUUUUGUGCCACCAAUGAAGCUUGAUGAAGACAAAGGAAAAAGUUCAAGCGACACCAAGUCUGUCUCAGAAAGACUAGAAGAAGAGGUCCGCGAUGCUAAAAUAAAGGUUCUUGCUAGCUUAAAUCAAGGCACAGAUGAGGAACGCGCGGAAUGGAAAAAGUUAUCUGAGUCACUUAAGUCAGAGUACCCAAAAUACACUCCUUUGCUUGCUAAAAUAUUGGAAGGCGUGCUUUCUCGGAGCAAUAUUGAAGACAAAAUCCAUCAUUUCACAGAGGUUAUCACUGCAGCAGAUGAAGUUGUUGCUAGUAUCGAUAGAGAUGAAUUGGCAAAAUAUUGUGCCCUCAGAAGUGACCCAGAAGACGAGGCUACAGAAAAAAUGAAGAAGAAGAUGGAGACAACCCGUGACCAGUUAACUGAAGCACUCUACCAGAAGGGAUUGUCUUUGGCAGAGCUUGAAGCAUUGAAGGGUGGCAGCACUGCAGAUAAGGCAGAGAGCCAGGUUGCAUUGGAGUCUGAUGUCCAGUCAGAUAUGUUUGAAGAGAACUUCAAAGAGCUAAAGAAAUGGGCGGAUCUGAAGUCUUCUAAAUAUGGCAUCCUUUCGGUUCUCCGUGAGAGGCAUCAUGAAAGACUUGGAACCGCGCUGAAGGUUCUAAAUGACAUGAUACAAGAUGAUGGUAACCCACCCAAGAAGAAGUUUUAUGAUCUGAAGCUCUCUUUGCUCGAUCAGAUAGGAUGGAGCCACUUGGUGGUAUAUGAGAAACAGUGGAUGCAAGUACGAUUUCCAUCGUCACUACCUCUGUUUUAGUGUUUGUUCGGUGAACACACCAUAUUUAGUAGAAUACGAGAGAAAGAAAUGAUGUCAACAGUUCUGCAUGAAGAAACUUGAUCAUUUAUGGCACUGUGCAAUGUUGAAUAAAAGUCUUCCUUUCCAAUAUUCACCUAGUUUGUUUUCUUUAGUCCUAUUAAGAAGAAGGAUUGCAUGUUUAAACUAUGUAAUUUAAAAGUGAUCUGGCACCGCUCUGGCUCCAUGCUAUUAUUGUGUAUCUGGGCGUUUAUGGUUUCUAUGGGCAUUCAUCCUCAACAAUCAGAAUACGGCGAUAUAAAAUUGGUUUUCUGGUUUGA
Molecule: messenger RNA, 4536 nt
Organism: Capsicum annuum
Lineage: Eukaryota; Viridiplantae; Streptophyta; Magnoliopsida; Solanales; Solanaceae
Product: tripeptidyl-peptidase 2
Exons: 34
Coding region: 194-4219 (1341 amino acids)
Biological process (GO): proteolysis
Cellular component (GO): cytosol
Molecular function (GO): tripeptidyl-peptidase activity; serine-type endopeptidase activity
Source: RefSeq, a predicted model, not a curated record